Molecule: messenger RNA, 486 nt
Organism: Bemisia tabaci
Lineage: Eukaryota; Metazoa; Arthropoda; Insecta; Hemiptera; Aleyrodidae
Source: RefSeq, a predicted model, not a curated record
AUGCUUCAGGAGUGGAAACUCGAAAAGAAUCGCAUUAAUGGGUGCACCACCGAUGGAGGUGCAAAUAUCUGCCGUGCAAUCAGUGACUUACUGGGAAGAAGGAAACAUCUUUGGUGUUUUGACCACCGUCUGGAUAUCAUUGUAGAGCAAGCUAACAAUGAAAACAUACAGACUAAAAUUAUUGUGGAUAAAUUAAAAGGCAACGUCACCUAUGUGAGGCACAACGGGAACGCCUCUGAUAAGCUAAGAGAUAGUCAAAUCUUAAGAGGCGUUUUAGAAUCAGAAGUGUUAAAGUUAAUUCAGGAUGUUCCCACAAGAUGGAAUAGUAAAUUUGAUAUGGUUGAGCGAUACGACAAACUUUUAGAUGAUGUUAAUUCCAUUCUCAUUCAAUUCAAUCAAUUUGAAAGGAUUGUAGGUCCAGAUGAGCAUGCCAUUAUCAAAGAGAUGAUCAUACUUCUGAGACCGUUCGCUGAGGCGUUAACUUAA